Messenger RNA from Parascedosporium putredinis, 279 nucleotides. NCBI's taxonomy places the organism in Eukaryota, Fungi, Ascomycota, Sordariomycetes, Microascales, Microascaceae. The record is from the annotation of a GenBank genome assembly.
AUGGCCAAGCUCUUCGCAAUCAUCCUCGCCACCGUCGCCGCCAUCUCCGGCGUCCAGGCUCAGUCCUGCCCCGGCAACGCUCGCCUUUGCGGCAGCGAAAUCGUCAACGAUUACCAAUGCGUUGAGCGAGCUAGCCUCAUCUUCCUCACCCCCGUCGGGAACGAGCCCGAGGACUGCAUCUUCCCCACCAACGAGUUUGGUGAGCCCCAGGCUAGGGGUACGGCCUGCUGUGCCAUUGGCAGGUGCACUCCUAGCGGCAACUCGGCCAUCUGCGACUAA